CAGCGUCACGUGUUUGACGCUUUUACAUUCCUCUCGCACUAAAGUGUGUGCACCGUUUAUUUUGUAUGCCUAAUGAUGUAUGUUCAUGCGGAUGUUUUGACGGGAGACUGUCGUAAGGACAUGCGCGUGCUGUUGGUUCAUCUGUUUUGGAUAUUCACGCAGUGUGCAGCCUCCUUUACAGUCACAGUACCAUCCAGUCCUGUUCUUGUGGUGCGUGGACAGACUGCAUUUCUGCCUUGUGAAUUUGUGUCAGACCAUAACCUCUCACAUUUGGUGAUUACAUGGCAACGGCAGGAAGAUCAACGAGUGGUCCACAGCUAUUACUACCAGACGGACCAGCUAGACCGACAAAGCUCCGAUUACCAUAACCGUACCUGGUUAAAUCACAACCUCAUUUUGGAAGGAAAUGCAUCCCUGAGUAUAGCCAAUUUUGGAAUGAAGGAUGCAGGCAACUAUCUGUGCAUUGUGAGCAACACCAAAGGAACUGAUCGAGGAAUUGUGCCGCUGGUCUAUGCAGCCGUCUACUCAGAGCCAAGGUUAAGCAUCCAUCUAAACUCCCCUGAUGUCACCGUCCAGUACGAGACGGAGGGCUACCCUAAGCCAGAAGUCAUGUGGCUGGGGUCCGGGGGUCAGGAUAUCCCUUAUCAUCUGGAGGUCUCUUCUACCUUAGAUGAAGGACUCUACUUCUUAAAGAGCAGUUAUGUGACCCAGAAUCCAUCAUUCAAUAUCACCUUUUUUCUGAAAAAUCCUGUUGCCCAUCAGGAAAUCCAGAGGCAUGUCAUCUUCAAUUUUGAAACCGACAUUUGGCUUGUGCCUGUCCCGAAAACGAGGGUACACACACGAAACAUGUCAAAGUAGAUGAGAAGAUGGUACAAGGUGAAGAAAGCACUACUGGUUCAUCGGUGCCAACAGAUAUGGAUCCAAUCCAGACUGCCAAGUGUACAACAAACAAAGUCCCUUGUGAACAGACAGUUGAAACUGUUUAUCUGAUAUGGAGUCUUUAUCAGACAAUGCAAAUUUGUGUGAGGUAGACAUGGAUCAAGCUGUCUUCAAAACGGAAAAAGAAGUACAGGACGGAAGGAUCAAAACAAUGUUGAUAGUGAAAGUGAAUUUUCUGACUAGUGUUUUAAGUAGCUCACAGAGUGAAUGGGAAUAUAAUGAUUAUAGAGCUGAUGAAAUUAAGAUGUUUCUAAAAUGGACAAAGAGUACAGAUUGCUGAUUUCUUCCCAGACCUGAAAUGGUUUGUGGUAAGCACUAAGAGUUUAAUGAGUGAAGUUAGGAGUGGUGGUGGCGUAGUGGGCUAAAGCACAUAACUGUUAAUCAGAAGGUCGCUGGUUUGAUCCCCACAGCCACCACCAUUGUGUCCUUGAGCAAGGCACUUAACUCCAGGUUGCUCCGGGGGGAUUGUCCCUGUAAUAACUGCUUUGGAUAAAAGCGUCUGCCAAAUGCAUAAAUGUAAAUGUAAGGUCACUUUCUGGAUAAAGAAGUAUAUCAACUGUAGAAUUUUUUGUCAAAAUUCCAAAACCAGCUGAACAAUAAUGAUGACAAAGUGGCAUAAUUAUUUUAUCUUCACUGGUUGUGUGUUUCUGUAUGUUUUUUUUGGUUUGUUUCUUUUUCUUCAUACACAUGACAGAUAUCCGUAUUGCAUCUUGAAAUGUAAACGGAGCCAGGGAUGACGUUAAGAGAAUGCAGGUGUACGAAACAAUGAAACAGAAAAAACAUGAUGUUACUUUUUUACAAGAAACGCACAGAGAUGAUAAACAUUCUACAGACUGGAUAAAAGAAUGGACUGGUCAUAAAAGUUGCCAUCUUGUUUGCGAAGAAUUUUACUCCAUGCUCUUUUAAAGUAGAGGAAAGGGGAGGGGAGACUUUUGAAAAUUCAAAACUUUUUUGAAAAAUAUGUUCUGGUUUUUAUUUGUGUGUAUGCCCCCACUUUACCUUUAGAAAGAGUGGCUUUUUUUAUAGUUUAUGCUCAACCUUAGACAAAUGCAAUAACGAAGAAUAUAUUUUUCUUGGUGGAGAUUUUAAUUGUGUUGAGGAAAUUAUUGAUCGCAACCACAUAGAACCACAUAUGCCUUCCCGUAAGCGGCUUUGUGAAAUAAUUGAAAGACAUGAUGUGAUGUCUGGAGACAUUUAAAUGGGACUUCAAGACAACAUGGGCCCACGCCCAUGAGAAUGUAUUGUCUUUAGCCAGACUAGACAGACAUCUUGAAAUGUAAACGUUUCAAACAUCAUCACAUUGUUUUUAAGAGUUGUAUAAUAAACCCAGUUGGCUUUUCUGACCACAGUUUAGUUAUAUGCAGUGUUUAUUUAAAUUCUGUGUCACAAAGGAGUGCGUAUUGGCACUUUAACACUGCUCUGUUAAAUCAUGCUUCCUUUAAGGAGACUUUUGCUUUUUUUGGGGGGAAAGUUUUAAAAAUAAAAGUUUAUUUUUCCUCUUUGCGGAGUUGGUGGGAUUGUGGCAAGUUCCAAAUCAAACUUUUUUGUCAGCAGUACACUCAACAUAUCACAAGGGAGACAGCUAAGUCUAUGAGAGUUUUAGAAACUGAAAUUUUGAAACUUCAAGAUAUGGCACAACUAUGUGGAAAUAAAGCUUUAAUCGAUUCUCUUUUAUAAAGAAAACUGCUUUGUCUGACCUACAAGAGAUGAAAGCACAGGGUGCACUGGUUAGAUUGUGUUUUAAGACCAUAGAACUGAUGGAUGUUCCAUCAAAAAAUUAUUUCAGUUUGGAAAAAAGAAUGUCCAGAAACGUUUUAUUCAUUCAUUACUCUGAGUCCGGAUCUUUGUCAGGUUCAACAGAAAUAAGAGAAAGAGCAGUUAGUUUUUACGAAACACUUUGUAAGUAAGAAUAUAAAUAAGAUAAAGAUAUAGAACAGGUUUCUUUUUUUAAAGUGUGGGAAGGAGCGAUUGUAGCACUUACAAAGCCUAUUGGCCUAGAGGAAUUGUUUAAAGCUCUGCAGGGCAUGGAGAAUGGCAAAGUUCCUGGAUUAGAUGGAAUCCCUGUUGAGUUUUACAAAUUUUUUGGUCAAUCUUUGGAGAACAUUUGCUAAUUGUUCUCAAUGAUAGUUUAGCCAAAGGACUUUUGCCUUUGAGUUGCAGAAGAGUGGUUUUGACCCUUUUGCCUAAGAAGGCUAAUUUGUGCGAUUAUAAAAAACUGGAGACCAGUGUCUUUAUUGUGUUGUGAUUAUAAACUGUUGUCUAAAGUACUAGCUACCUGUUUGGGAAAGGUUUUAGCUGAAGUUACCCAUCCUGAUCAGUUGUAUUGCAUACCUAAGAGGUAAAUGUUUGAUAACAUUCAUUUAAUUAGAGAUUUGUUUGAUGUUUCGAAUAUGUUUGGUCUUGAUUUCUUUAGACCAAGAAAAAGCUUUUGACCACGUAGAACACAAUUAUUUAUGGAAGACUCUUCAAGCUUUUGGUUUUAAUUCAAAAUUUUUAGCUUACAUUAAAGUCUUAUACUGUGAUAUUGAGAGUUUACUAAAGGUUAAUGGUGGCUUAUGUGCUCCUUUAAAGUCUGUCUUGGGGUAAGACAAGGUUGUUCUUUGUCAGGGUUAUAAUAUACUCUCACGAUAGAACCACUUUUGAGUUUUUUAAGGAGAAAUUUAGGAGUGUUUUUACAAAAUUGUAAGACUUCUUUAUGUCUGUCUGCAUAUGCAGAUGAUGUUAUUAUAAUGACGAAUAAGAAAAAUGAUGAUCCACCGGCUUAUUUACUUGGGAAAAUUCAGUCUGUUCUAUUAGAUUUUUUUGGGGCAAACUACACUGUAUACCACACAACAUUUUGUAUCUAAAAAAAGAAGAAGGAGGUCAAGGACUUGUACAUAUACAACGCAGGACUGCGGCCUUUCGGCUACAAUUCAUACAACGUUUCCUCACCAUCUCAGAGACUUUGGCUUGGAAAUCAGUGGCCUUUGCUAUUCUCAAAUCUGUCUAUGAACUCUGUUUGGACAAGCACUUAUUCUUGAUGGAUCCAAAAAGACUCAAUACAUCGAGGCUUCCUUUUUAUUUAUUUAUAAAAAUCUGUUUAAAAUUUGGGACCUAUUUAAAAUGAGCCCGUUUGGAUAUUUUGGAUAUAUGUGGACUACUAAAUGGUGCGUGUACUAAAUCUAAGAUCGUAACAUUGUUGAGUUUUAUUAAUGUGUCUGGUCCAAAGUUAAAACAUUUGGAAAAUGUAGCUGCCUCUUUAGGUAUUAAAUCAAUUCAAACUGCUGAAAAAUGUCUUCCGAAUUUGCAAUCUGUACUCACAGUAAAUGAAAUGAACAUGCUUAAAAAUGUUUUUGCUGAGAAACUUUUGCCUAAUGAUAAAGAUACUUUCCCAAAGUGUUUUUUGUACACAAAUAUAGGGGAAUACUCUGGAAUUUUUUGGAAAAUGUAUCAGAUAUGGAUUUAUAUGAAAUUGGGGGGGAAAAUGUACAAUGCUUGUGUAAAAGUUUUUAACAAAAAAAGGUCUGCAUGAAAGAGUUGAUUCACCUUGACGUACUAUUUAUUUCUGAUGAAAAUGUAAAACCGGAGUGGAGGGCACUCUAUAAGCCACCAUUAACAGAAAGAAUUGGAGAUUUACAGUGGAGAAUUAUACAUGGUAUAAUCGCUAUUAAUUUGGUUUUAAAUAUACCCGAAGAAGACAACAUGAAUGUCAAUGGAUCAAUUUUAUUAUAGGCAAGACAAAAAUGGCAAAAUAUGUUUGCAGAAAGAGUUAAACAAAAGGGUGAUUAUGAUGUUGUAAUGAUGUUUACAGCUAUGAUUAAAUCGAGACUGUUAAUUGAUUUCUGUUUUUAUAAGGCUAAGAACUGUCUAGAAGUGUUUGCAAAUACUUUGAUUUGUUGAGGGGCAUUGUGUUCUGUUGUCGAAAAUGAAAUGUACUUUUCAAAUUUUUUAUAAACAUGAUGUGAUUUAUAUUUUAACUUAAAU
This is a messenger RNA of Xyrauchen texanus (razorback sucker), 4902 nucleotides long. Its product is annotated as butyrophilin subfamily 3 member A2. The record is from RefSeq and is a predicted model, not a curated record. The transcript has 4 exons. Lineage: Eukaryota; Metazoa; Chordata; Actinopteri; Cypriniformes; Catostomidae. Bases 73 to 858 code for a protein of 261 amino acids.